AUGUUGAGUGUCUUUCAUUUGCUUUUUGGAUUAUUGUUCGUGUUCGGAUGUCAAGCUUCUGACAAAGAACAAUAUCGCCGACUUCUUCUGAAUGAUCCUGAUGUGAUUGGUAACCGACUGGCACAUCUCGAGUCAAGUUUACAAUCUGUUACAAAUUCUCUCACCGAUUUGCAAACAAAGUAUGGAACCUUACAGAAAGAUCUGGCGGCGGAAAAGGCACAACACAUACGUGAUAUGCUGACUUUACAGGGUCAGAGUUCUACCUAUAUUCGAUGGGGAAGAAGCAACUGUUCCGGAAUUAACACUGAACUUGUUUAUUCAGGUUAUGCUGCUGGUGAAAAAUACACCUGGAGUUCCAGUUAUAAAGGUGGUGCUUCAAAUAUGCUGUGUCUCCCGAAUAAUCCAGAACUAAGUGAUAAAGCUGGAUCAGGAGAUAGCUUUAUCUUCGGUACAGAAUUUGAAGGUAAUCUGUUUGCCUCUGAUUCUGAUGACGAAGACGUACCCUGUGCCUUAUGUAGGAGUAGUAAUACAGCAUCAUCAGUAAUGAUUCCUGGUAGGAAAACAUGCUAUGCUGGAUGGAAAAAAGAGUACAAUGGGAAACUCGCUGCUAGCGCAUACAGUUACACCCCAUCGCCUUAUAUCUGUGUAGAUGCCAAUCCAACGUAUGUAAAUGGGGGACAGCAAAACAACAAUGAUCACUUGUUGUACGUCACAGCGAUGAAAUGUGGAUCAUUGCCUUGCCCUCCAUAUAAAGAUAACGUCCAAGUCUACUGCGUAGUCUGUUCAAAAUAA
Mytilus trossulus (common blue mussel) is the source of this 792-nucleotide messenger RNA. Its product is annotated as short-chain collagen C4-like. The transcript has 3 exons. Bases 1 to 792 code for a protein of 263 amino acids. The record is from RefSeq and is a predicted model, not a curated record. Lineage: Eukaryota; Metazoa; Mollusca; Bivalvia; Mytilida; Mytilidae.